Molecule: messenger RNA, 207 nt
Organism: Penicillium odoratum
Lineage: Eukaryota; Fungi; Ascomycota; Eurotiomycetes; Eurotiales; Aspergillaceae
Exons: 2
Coding region: 1-207 (68 amino acids)
Source: RefSeq, a predicted model, not a curated record
AUGUUCUCUUGCGCCAACUACCCUCGCGGAUGCCGAGGGCGCGUCAACAAGGAAGGCACUAAGUGUUCCGACUGCAGACAACUGAACCUGCGACGCCCCGGAUCCGCUUCUCCAUUUGCGCAACCACGCAAUUUCAAGCGCCAACUUCCCUCAGAGCUGCGCGCUGAUUUUGCGAUCAACAUUUCAAUGUCCGAGCUGAACAUCUAA